Malus domestica (apple) is the source of this 3844-nucleotide messenger RNA. RefSeq names its product receptor-like protein 11. Lineage: Eukaryota; Viridiplantae; Streptophyta; Magnoliopsida; Rosales; Rosaceae. Gene Ontology annotation, molecular function: protein binding. The record is from RefSeq and is a predicted model, not a curated record.
UUCUCCUUAGGCUUAGCAAAUUGUGCCUGGAAAAUGAAAGCUUUGCUCCAAUAUUUCUUCCUCUUAUUCAUGUUCAAUAUCUCCACUAUCAUUAUUACCUGUGCUAAUACCAUCCCUGCAGUUCAACACCAGCAACUGUUGUUGCUCAAUUUCAAAAAAACCUUUACAUUUCCUGAUUUUUCUCCUACUGCGUCCAAGUUCAUAUCAUGGAAUUCAAGUACCGACUGUUGUUCUUGGAUGGGUGUUACUUGCAGUACUAAUGGACAUGUUGUUGGUCUUGACAUUAGCAACCAAUCUAUCUCCGGUGGGAUUGACAAUUCGAGCAGUCUUUUUGAUCUUCAACAGCUUCAAAGCCUCAAUUUAGCAAAUAAUAUCUUUAGCUAUGGCUCUCGCAUUCCAUCUGCAAUUGGAAAGCUUACAAACUCGAGGCCAUUUGAGAGCCCUAAUUUAAGCAUGGUCUUUCACAACCUCACAGAUCUCACAGAGAUAUAUCUUGAUGGUGUGAAUAUAUCAGCACAGGGGAAUGAGUGGUGUCAAGCGAUAUCAUCUUCACUCCCAAACCUGAGGGUGUUGAGCUUGUCUAACACUCUUCUUUCGGGUCAUGUUGAUCGGUCCCUCACCAAGCUACAGUCUCUAUCCGUGAUUCAAUUGGAUCGUAAUGAGAUCUCGGGUCCAAUUCCAGGAUUCUUUGCCAACUUUUCAAACAUGAGGGUGUUCAGAUGGGGUGGUAACAAUAUCUGUGCUCCAGUUCUCCAGUUCUAGGGUUCUUUGCCAAUUUUUCAAAGCUGGCUUUCUUACAUCUCAGUAGUUGUUCGUUGCAAGGAACAUUUCCAAAAGAGAUCCUUCAGGUACCUACUCUGAAAAUUAUUGACCUUUCAUUUAAUGAAGAACUUCAUGGUUCCUUGCCAGAAUUUCCAAACAAUCGAUCUCUUCGGUCCUUGGUUCUAGGUUUCACAAAAUUUUCAGGGUUAUUGCCGGAGUCUAUAGGCAACCUCAAGGUUUUGGAAACAAUUGAUCUUGUAAACUACAGUUUCAAUGGUCCAAUCCCAUCCUCUCUCUUUUCUCUUCCCUUGUUGGUGGAACUAGUACUUUCCCACAAUCGAUUCUCUGGUCAUCUCAGUGAGUUUUCUAACGCCUAUUCCAACUUAGUUAACCUUGAUUUGAGUUUUAAUAAUUUGGAAGGUCCAAUUCCUGCGUCUAUCUUUAAUUUUGGAGGGUUUGGAGAACUCUCUCUUUCUUCAAACAAUUUUAGUAACUUUCCUUUCAAUGGUCCUCAGCAUCUGAAAAAUCUGACCUUCAUUGAUCUUUAGUACAAUAGCUUGCUGAUUUUGUAUAAUGGUACCAAUUCCUCGUACUUCUCAUUUCCUCAAAUUAUGACACUGCAUUUGGCUUCUAACAAGUUGAGAGAAAUACCAGGUUUCCUGAUAAACCAAUCUGAAUUAUCUGAGUUGGACCUUUCGGAGAAUCAUAUUCAAGGUGAGAUACCCAAUUGGAUUUGGAGUUUCAGAUAUCUUUCCCUAAAUCUUUCUUGUAACUCCUUGGUAACUCUAGAAGCUCAUUUCACUACGUCUAAUGUCAUUAUCCUUGACCUUCAUUCAAACCAACUCCAAGGAGAAAUCCCUUAUACCUCACCAAAUGCCAUUUAUCUAGAUUACUCCAGCAAUCAUUUCUGUUGUAGUAUUCCAGCUGACAUAGGUGAUUUCUUUAAUCUGGACACUUCGUUCUUAUCUCUUUCAAACAAUAACUUGCGUGCAUCAUUCCAGCAUCAAUAUGCAAGGGAGGUCAUGAGCUUAUUGAUCUGUCCAAUAAUUCCUUGAGUGGUAUGGUUCCUCGAUGUUUGUUUACAAAAAAAAAAGGGUCUAGGAGUACUUAAUUUAAGGAGAAACAACCUCACCAGAACUAUUUCAAAUUUUGAGUUUUUAGAAUCAUGUGGAUUGCACACUUUAGACCUUGGGGAAAAUCGGAUUAAAGGUCAGUUUCCAAAAUCUCUAGCCAACUACAGAUCAUUACAGUUUUUAAACCUUGGAAACAAUCAAAUGAAAGAUGCCUUUCCUUGUUUGUUAUUGAACAUAUCCACUUUGCAUGUUCUUCUUUUGCGGUCCAACAAAUUUUAUGGAUGCAUUGCAUGUCCCAAAACCAAUGGCACCUGGCCAAUGCUUCAAAUUAUAGACCUAGCUGACAACAAUUUGAGUGGUGAAAUACCGAGAAGAUCUUUGGCAACAUGGCUGCCAAUGAGGGCUAAUGAAGAUGAUUCCCUUGGCAAGGCCAAACACCUAAAAUUUUUCUUUUGAGGAUGGUAUAACAUUUACCAGAAAAGACUCAAGGAUGGACAUGGUUAAGAUUCUAACUAUCUUGACCUUGAUUGAUUUCCCAUGCAACAAUUUCAGUGGACCAAUACUUAAGGAAAUGGGAGAGUUUAAGUCACUAUACUUCCUUAACUUGUCUUACUAUUCUUUCACAAGCAAAAUCCCAUCGUCAUUUGGCAACAUGCAUCAACUGGAGUUGUUAGACCUCUCACAGAACAAGCUGAGCGGGGAAAUUCCACCGCAGUUGGCAAAGCUUAAUUUCCUUGCAUUCUUGAAUCUUUCAAAUUAAUAAUCAACUUGUUGGCAAGAUCACAGCUGGUACUCAAAUUUCAACAUUUCCAAAAGAAUCAUUUACGGGUAAUAAAGGAUUAUGGGGCCUCCGCUAACGAUGGAUAAGAAGGCAGGAUUGUCACCCCCACAAGUAAAUGGAAACCAUCCAAAUUCUAGACAUGAGAUUGACUGAGAUCUUAUCAGUGUCGAAAUCGGAUUUGCGUCUGGCUUUGCGGUUGCGAUUGGGUCACUUGUGUUGUGCAAGAGAUGGGGUAAAUGGUAUUAUAGAGCUAUGUAUAAAAUCCUUGUUAACAUAUUCCCUUAGCUUGAAGAAAGAAUUGGUCCUCACGUAAGGCAUGUUCAACUAAAUUAGAGGUGGUGAAGUUGAAAUGUUCACAUAAAGCGUUUGGGGGUAGCGUAAUUGGUAAACCCUCAAGAGACGCAACUCCUCCUACUUUGUUGCACAAUUUAAUGUUUUGCUUGAGAACUAGCAAAAGAUAAGUUGGGUUACAUAUUUUGUAUUUCUUUUUAUCUAAUUAAAGUAGCUCUGAUUUUAUGUUAAAUUGCUGAAAUUAAUUAGUUUUAUACAAGUUAUGUAAAAAAGAUAAUUUGUGAACAAAUAAUGGAAUUUGGGUCUUAAAUGGUAGAAGCACAACGAAUCACCGGGUGGACCGUGAGCUGUGAUGGACUGGAUUCAAAACUUUAGGCUGUCGUGCUUAGAUUUAGGCUUGUAAUUCUCAAACUUUGAGCAAAUAAAGUUGGGUGAAGGGAAAUUUGAUUGAGUGGGAAUGAUAAGCUGUCUGUCAUCUUCAUUGGUUUUUUCCUACUUUUUGCAAGGUGACAUUCAAUUGUUGGUACAAUUUCAAGUCAGAUAUGCUCUCUGAUCUUGAGUUUGAGGUACGAAGUGACAAAAAUACAGAUGAUUUGUUGAUUGAAAGUUUUGAGAGGACGUAUGCUAUUUGACGGUAACCAAAGAUGAACUGAAAUGCCUUUAACCUUUUUGGGCUCUACUAGGUAUCAGUCCUACCCUUCAGGGUGUGCUAUACCUCAUGCUCCGUCAAAAAUGAAAGCAUUCUUAUACUAUUUUAAUUUAUCAGAAAGGAGAUUUGAAUUCGGUUACAAGGGAAUUCUACCCCAACCAAUUGAUUUAACCCACAUUUAUCUACUUCCAAGUUUCAACCAACAGAAAAUUCUAGAAGUUAGUUACUGAGCACAACCCAAAAUACGUGUACGCAAUUCCAACUGUUUUCUGUUGACACAAUCCAAGC